AUGCCAGGCAAAAAUCUUCCGGAAAUUGCAAAUGAGCCUUGCCGGCGAUGCAAGGAGAAUUCUGCCGCUCUCGUAGUGCGUACGGAGCCUCUCUGCCGUGACUGUUUCGUCAAAUACGUUCACACAAAGGCCAUCAAGAGGUUGGAGUCGUUUCGGGUCCGGAAUGCGGCUCCAGAUCACCACCGGAAGAUAUUACUAGCGCUGUCUUCUGGUGUCUCGUCCGCCGCCCUACUCCACAUCCUGGAUCACCACCUCAAGACGCAGAAAACGAAGACCGGUCGAACGGGUUUCGCACUUAGUGUGGUCUUUGUUGGGGCCCCGGAUGUCAACUUCCAGGCUGAAGAACUCCUCGCUAAAGCGAGAGACCACUACCCUGACCAUGAGUAUGCGUCGUUGCCUCUGUAUGACAUAUUCUGUCUGGUCUCGGACGACGCUUCUCUUCUCGCCCUAAUACGCCCUCUGGGGGCUGCACCGGAUCUGCCUCCAGCGGAGAAGCUCGCCCAAUUGAUCAACUCACUUACUUCAGCCACAGCACGUGCCGAUGUCAUCUCCACAAUAAGGACGAGGCUGAUCGUAGAACACGCCAAGUCUAUCGGUUGUGAGGGCAUCCUUUGGGGUGACAGUACAACUAAGCUCGCAGAAAAGACGCUGGCCGAGACGGCUAAAGGACGAGGAUUCUCUCUGCCGUGGCAGGUCGCAGACGGCGAGUCACCUUUCGGCAUCACCUUCCACUACCCGCUUCGAGACGUGCUCAAGAAGGAGCUCGUCUCGUACGUGAAACUUGCAGAACCGUCACUCGCAUCGAUAGUGCACGCAUCAUCUGUCCCUACGCAAGCCUCCAUGAGCUCGAAGAACACGACCAUCGACGAUCUCAUGAAGCAGUACUUCGAAUCGGUAGAAGAGAACUUCCCAAGUAUCGUCUCUAAUGUCGUUCGGACGACGAGCAAGCUCGAGGCGGCAUCUGUAUCCGCUUCCGAUCCGUACUGCGACCUCUGCAACAUGCCAGUGCCAGCGGGUCGGUUUGGAAUACAUGGUUGGGGAGGCGACCAGAAAGAUGGCGUCGAUGGGUGCAACAAAGAGGGUCUCGACCUCUGCUAUGGAUGCACCCGGUCUAUUCCGCAGCUAGCUAUUGACACGAACGGAAACCCUUGAGGAAGCGCGGCACAAGCGAAUAGAAAUAUUUGUGGGACAGCGUAAGAUGCCGUUCCAAGCUCGCAGUCCACACCAAGCCUUCCCUCUCGCUCUCACGC
This is a messenger RNA of Trematosphaeria pertusa, 1250 nucleotides long. RefSeq lists its product as uncharacterized. Gene Ontology annotation, cellular component: cytosol. Gene Ontology annotation, biological process: tRNA wobble position uridine thiolation. NCBI's taxonomy places the organism in Eukaryota, Fungi, Ascomycota, Dothideomycetes, Pleosporales, Trematosphaeriaceae. The record is from RefSeq and is a predicted model, not a curated record. Gene Ontology annotation, molecular function: sulfurtransferase activity; tRNA binding. The transcript has 2 exons. The coding region runs from base 1 to 1152 and encodes 383 amino acids.